AUGACAGUGCCUGGGACCAGGGAGCCCACGCUAUACACAACCGACAACGACUUCACGCUUCGGGGGCGGCGGAGGAAGAAAGAAAACCUAAUUCUCCGGAAAGCAAAGACCCUCAUUGGGGCCACACUGCCGUUACGAAAACCGCCAGAGAGCACCCGCCGCUUUCCGGCCACCCACCCGGAAGCGCCCCCGGGCAGCUCCGCGCGCGCUUCCGCCUCCCGCCCGAGGAAGCGCAACGACGCUUUCCGCUUCCGGUCCGUGCCCUUGCCCGUCCCUGUCCCGGCGGGGAUGUUGGCGGCGGCGGGUCGGUGGCUGACGCGGGCCGCGCUGCGAGUUUCGGUGCGAUGCAACCGUUUUGAGCCGGUGUAUCGGAACACGCUUUCUGUUUUCCAUGCCAUAAUCUUGGGAACUUUAUUUUUCUCUUUAGCUACUGUCAGACCAAAAAAUGAAGUAGAACAGAAGCAGCUCUGUGCUUUUGGAGAGUAUGUGGCUGAGAUUCUGCCCAAGUAUAUCCAGCAAGUACAGGUGACCUGUUUCAAUGAGCUGGAACUAUUGAUCCAUCCAGAUGGGAUCAUUCCAGUUCUGACCUUCCUUCGAGAUCACACUAAUGCUCAGUUCAAAUCCUUGGCUGACUUGACUGCUGUUGAUGUCCCAUCUCGGCAGUACCGCUUUGAGAUUGUGUACAAUCUCCUGUCUCUGCGGUUCAACAGUCGGAUCCGUGUGAAAACAUACACUGAUGAGCUGACACCUGUUGACUCAGCAGUGUCUGUGCACAAGGCAGCAAACUGGUAUGAGAGAGAGGUUUGGGACAUGUAUGGUGUUUUCUUUGCCAACCACCCUGAUCUAAGGCGAAUCCUCACAGACUAUGGGUUUGAGGGCCAUCCUUUCCGGAAGGACUUUCCACUCUCUGGUUACGUGGAGGUGCGGUAUGAUGAUGAAGUGAAACGGGUAGUGGCAGAGCCUGUGGAGCUAUCUCAGGAAUUUCGCAAGUUUGAUCUGAAUAGUCCUUGGGAGGCAUUUCCUGCCUAUCGUGCAGCUCCAGAACCCCUGAAAAUAGAAGCCGGAGCCAAGAAAGAAGAUGCAAAAUAGCAGCAGAAUGGAGCAGAUGCAUGGCACCAUCCUUUCUGUUCUAACAUAGUAUUUAUAAUAAUAAAAAUUGAUAUGAGAU
This is a messenger RNA of Haliaeetus leucocephalus (bald eagle), 1168 nucleotides long. RefSeq names its product NADH dehydrogenase (ubiquinone) Fe-S protein 3, 30kDa (NADH-coenzyme Q reductase) (gene NDUFS3). The record is from RefSeq and is a predicted model, not a curated record. NCBI's taxonomy places the organism in Eukaryota, Metazoa, Chordata, Aves, Accipitriformes, Accipitridae. Gene Ontology annotation, molecular function: NADH dehydrogenase (ubiquinone) activity. The transcript is spliced from 8 exons. The coding region runs from base 1 to 1089 and encodes 362 amino acids.